Syngnathus typhle (broad-nosed pipefish) is the source of this 1519-nucleotide messenger RNA. RefSeq names its product green-sensitive opsin-like. The transcript has 5 exons. Gene Ontology annotation, biological process: visual perception; G protein-coupled receptor signaling pathway; phototransduction. NCBI's taxonomy places the organism in Eukaryota, Metazoa, Chordata, Actinopteri, Syngnathiformes, Syngnathidae. The record is from RefSeq and is a predicted model, not a curated record. Bases 1 to 1059 code for a protein of 352 amino acids. Gene Ontology annotation, cellular component: photoreceptor outer segment; membrane. Gene Ontology annotation, molecular function: G protein-coupled receptor activity.
AUGGGUUGGGAAGGAAACCUUGAGCCGAAUGGCACAGAGGGUAAAAACUUCUACAUCCCCAUGUCCAACAGGACUGGGAUUGUUAGGAGUCCCUUUGAAUAUCAGCAGUAUUACAUGGUGGACCCCAUUUGGUAUAGGAUGCUGGCUUGUUACAUGCUCUUCCUGAUCUGCGGUGGAGCCCCCAUCAAUGCGCUGACAUUGUUUGUCACGGCUCAGAACAAGAAACUUCAGACACCUCUCAAUUACAUCCUGGUUAACUUGGCUGUGGCUGGUCUCAUCAUGUGCGCCUUCGGGUUCACCAUCACAAUCACAUCGGCUGUUAACGGCUACUUCAUCUUGGGAGCCACCUUCUGCGCAAUCGAGGGAUUCAUGGCCACGCUCGGAGGUGAAGUUGCGCUCUGGUCUCUGGUGGUGUUGGCCGUGGAGCGAUACAUUGUCGUCUGCAAACCUAUGGGAAGCUUCAAGUUCAGCGGCACCCAUGCUGGAAUUGGAGUUUUGUUCACCUGGAUCAUGGCUCUUGCAUGUGCCGCACCCCCACUCUUUGGAUGGUCCAGAUACCUCCCCGAGGGCAUGCAGUGCUCCUGCGGACCCGACUACUACACUCUGGCUCCAGGCUUCAACAACGAAUCCUACGUCAUCUACAUGUUUGUGGUCCACUUCUUCGUUCCCGUCUUCCUUAUUUUCUUCACUUACGGCAGCCUUGUGCUAACAGUCAAAGCUGCUGCAGCCCAGCAGCAGGACUCUGCUUCCACCCAAAAAGCUGAGAAGGAAGUGACACGUAUGUGCAUCCUGAUGGUCUUUGGCUUCCUGAUCGCUUGGACCCCAUAUGCCACCUUCGCUGGCUGGAUCUUCUUGAACAAGGGAGCUUAUUUCUCUCCUCUGACUGCUGCUCUCCCCGCCUUCUUUGCAAAGAGCUCUGCUCUGUACAACCCGGUCAUCUAUGUGCUGAUGAACAAACAGUUCCGCAACUGCAUGCUGACCACUAUUGGGAUGGGCGGCAUGGUGGAGGAUGAGACUUCAGUGUCCACCAGCAAGACAGAAGUGUCUUCUGUGUCUUAAAUAUAAUGACACCUCAAAUUCUAUGGACAUUUUCCUCAUUGAUUUGGAAACCAUCUCAUGAAAAAAACAACAACAACAACAACAUCCUGGACUUUUGCCAAAUGGAAUUACGGAAAAUGAAUGGACACGCAAACAAAUAUCAACCCACCUGUCAAUAUGUAUAUAAAAAGAAAACGGUACAAGAGAGAUGCUACAGAAGUUACGCAUGGUGUUGUCCGUCUGUGUGUGCACAUCAGUGUGCGAGUGUGAAUGAACUGUGACGACACAACACAGAGUAUGACGGCACUCCAAAACGCUCGACUAUCAAGUUGGAACCCGCUGCGGCACAGCAACAGUGGGCCCAUGUGCAAUCAUAUGCGAGGUUAUUUUCAUGGCAUUAUGUUAUGGUUCAUUGGGCUGUUUCAAUGUGACUGUUUUUAUGUAUACUAUUUCGCAAAAAAAAAAAGAAGAAAAAAAAAAC